CAGAUCGCUGGUCCCCGGCGCCAACUCGGACAGGCUGCUCAUUUAUUGCAACGGUCAAGGGCGGCUCGUGCCAGAGUAGCGCGCGCGCGCACGCACACACACGGGGAGGGGAGAAAGUUUUUUUUUGAAAAAUGAAAGGCUAGACUCUCUGCUCCGCGGUCGGGGCGUUGCACGAGGGGGUCGCGGCAGACUCAGGGCAGUAGGACGUCCCCCGGCUCUGCGCCCGCGUGGGAUGCUGCGGCGCUGGCUGCUGGGCCCCCGAAGCAGCUGCACGCCAGGCCGGCGACAAUGGCAGAGCGCCCGCCGCGGCGCGCGCCCCCCGCCCGCGCCCUCCUGCUGGCCCUGGCCGGGGCCCUGCUGGCGCCCCAUGCGGCCCGAGGGGUGAAUUUAUGGGACCAGAGAGGAGCUUAUGAAGUGGCCAGAGCCUCCCUUCUGAGCAAAGACCCUGGGAUCCCAGGACAGAAGUUCCCGGCAAAGGAUCAUCCAGAUGUGCUGACUGUGCAGCUGCAGCUGGAGAGCCGAGCACUGAUCCUAAGUCUGGAAAGGAAUGAGGGGCUCAUUGCCAAUGACUUCAUGGAGACCCAUUAUUUGCAAGAUGGUACUGAUGUCUCCUUCACGCGAAAUUACACGGACCACUGUUACUACCACGGACAUGUGCAAGGAGAUGCUGCUUCCGUGGUCAGCGUCAGCACUUGCUCUGGUCUCAGGGGACUUGUUGUGUUUGAGAAUAAAACCUACAUCAUAGAACCGAUGAAAAAUGCCACCGACAGAUACAAAUUGGUCCCCGCUGAGAACAUGAAGAAUGCCCAGGGAUUGUGUGGGUCACACCAUAACCAGUCCAGCCUCACCAUGGAUGUCUCCCCUGAACCCUCUCAAAUGUGGUCAAGAAGGCAUAAAAGAGAGACCCUUAAGAUGACCAAGUACGUGGAGCUGGUUAUUGUGGCAGACAACCGAGAGUUUCAGAGGCAAGGAAAAGAUCUGGAGAAAGUUAAGCAGCGGUUAAUAGAGAUCGCUAAUCACGUUGACAAGUUUUACAGACCACUGAACAUCCGGAUCGUGCUGGUAGGGGUGGAAGUGUGGAAUGACAUUGACAAAUGCUCUAUAAGCCAGGACCCAUUCACCAGUCUCCAUGAAUUUCUGGACUGGAGGAAGAUAAAGCUUCUACCUCGAAAAUCCCACGACAAUGCUCAACUUAUCAGUGGGGUUUAUUUCCAAGGAACCACCAUCGGCAUGGCACCCAUCAUGAGCAUGUGCACCGCAGAGCAGUCUGGAGGAGUUGUCAUGGACCAUUCAGAUAGCCCCCUUGGUGCUGCCGUGACCUUGGCACAUGAGCUGGGCCACAAUUUCGGAAUGAACCAUGACACACUGGAGAGGGGCUGCAGCUGCAGGAUGGCUGCAGAGAAAGGAGGAUGCAUCAUGAACCCUUCCACAGGGUUCCCAUUCCCCAUGGUGUUCAGCAGCUGUAGCAGGAAGGACCUGGAGGCUAGCCUAGAGAAGGGAAUGGGCGUGUGCCUCUUCAAUCUCCCAGAGGUCAAGCAGGCCUUUGGGGGCCGGAAGUGUGGAAAUGGCUAUGUGGAAGAAGGAGAAGAAUGUGACUGCGGGGAACCAGAGGAAUGUACCAAUCGCUGCUGUAACGCCACCACCUGUACUCUGAAGCCGGAUGCUGUGUGUGCACACGGGCAGUGCUGUGAAGACUGCCAGCUGAAGCCUCCGGGAACUGCAUGUAGGCCCUCCAGCAACUCCUGUGACCUCCCAGAAUUCUGCACAGGGACUGCCCCUCACUGCCCAGCCAAUGUGUACCUACAUGAUGGGCACCCGUGUCAGGGAGUGGACGGUUACUGCUACAACGGCAUCUGCCAGACCCAUGAGCAGCAGUGUGUCACGCUCUGGGGACCAGGUGCGAAACCAGCCCCUGGCAUCUGCUUUGAGAGAGUCAACUCUGCAGGAGACCCUUAUGGCAACUGUGGCAAAGACUCCAAGAGCGCCUUCGUCAAAUGUGAGAUGAGAGAUGCCAAGUGCGGAAAAAUCCAGUGUCAAGGUGGUGCCAGCCGGCCAGUCAUUGGUACCAAUGCAGUUUCCAUAGAAACAAACAUCCCACAGCAGGAAGGAGGUCGGAUUCUGUGCCGGGGGACCCAUGUGUAUUUGGGCGAUGACAUGCCAGACCCAGGGCUUGUGCUUUCGGGAACAAAGUGUGCUGAAGGAAAAAUCUGCCUCAAUCGUCAAUGUCAGAAUAUCAGUGUUUUCGGGGUUCACAAGUGUGUGAUGCAGUGCCAUGGCCGAGGGGUGUGUAACAAUAGGAAGAAUUGCCACUGUGAAGCCCACUGGGCACCUCCCUUCUGUGACAAGUUUGGCUUUGGAGGAAGCACAGAUAGUGGCCCCAUCCGGCAAGCAGAUAACCAGGGCUUGACUGUAGGAAUCCUGGUGAGCAUCCUGUGUCUGCUGGCUGCUGGAUUUGUGAUAUAUCUCAAAAGGAAGACCUUGAUGCGGCUGCUGUUCACACAUAAGAAAACCACCAUAGAAAAGCUGAGGUGUGUGCACCCUUCCCGGAUACCUAGUGGCUCUCACCUUGGCCAGGCUCACCCCACCCUCGGAAAAGGCCUACUAAUGAGCCGGUCACCACAUUCCAACACCCCUAAGGAUAGGCGGUCGCUGCAAAGCCAGACCAUCGACAUCAGCAGGCCCCUCAACACUCGAGUCAUCCCUCGUCCCCAGUCACCUCAAAGAGUGCUCCCACCUCUUCACCAGGCCCCACGUGCACCCAGUGGCCCUGCCAGGCCCCUGCCUGUCAAUCCUGCACUCAGGCAAGCCCAGGGUACCCAUAAGCCCAACCCUCCUCAGAAACCUCUGCCUGCUGAUCCACUGAGCAGGACAUCUCGGCUCACUAGUGCCUUGGUGAGGACCCCAGGGCAGCAGGAGUCUGGCCUCCAUCCAGUCCCCAGCAGACCUGCUCCCAAGCAUCAAGUGCCCAGAUCUUCCCACAAUGCCUACAUCAAGUGACAAGCAAGCCCAGACUGGUCCUCAGCAGUGAAGACAGAAGUUUGCACUAUUGUCAACUCCAGCGGAGUGAUUUUUUUUUUGUACCAACUUUCAGAAUUUUUAAAGUGUUUAAAACGCCAUUGUUUCCAGAACUUUGAGCUACUGCCGUCGGUGCUGUGCUGUGGUGCUUUGUGUCCUUGCUCAGGUACUUGUAAGUUAUUAAUUUAUGCAAAGUGUCUAUUACCGCGCAGGGCGCCGUAGCAGGCAUUUGUACCAUCACCGGGUGUUUUCGGAAGGCUCCUUGUGCUUUUCUUCUUCUGGCGGACUUGAAAUAUCCUGCUUGAUGGGAUCAAAGACAAGAUGUUUACUUUCUGUUUGAGGCCUUAUUGCAAAACAGUUCCCCAGCUUCCCAGGGCUGUGUUAUGGCACCAGACACACAGCUCAGGAGACCCCAAGUGGAACUGGAAUGGGUUUUUUGUUUUUAUUCCUUUGGAAUCCCUAUCUUGGGCUGUAGCCAGGGCCUUCAGGAAGGUUUUGGGCCUUGCAUACUGACAGGGCUUCAGGCCCUGCAACCUGAGGUUCUCAGACCACUGGUAAGAUCUAGCUCUGGCCAGCAGUUUUGGAGAAAACCUGGGGUGCAAGCAAGAAGGUUGAGGUGUGGCUACACCAGGAGAGAGACUGGAACCCUAGUUCAGGCAUACAGUUGACCUUGAGCUGGUUAGCAUGAACACCUUUGGAAGGCAAAGAAGUCUGUGGUGCUGCACAAGGCUUUGCUCCCAAAGCCAGCAGGAGCUUCUCUCUGGCUGCCCUUUUGCAGAGUGCUGGCAUGGGCAUGUUGUUUACAUUGGGAACAGUGGUGUUUCUACAAGAAAGCUACUGCCUGGGCACUGCAGACCUCUGUCUCCUACCCUGUUUAGAACUAAGCAAAUUACCACAUUGUCUUCUUGACUGAAAUACAAUGACCCUGUGUUCUGACAGAUAGAGGAGGCUUUCUAUGGGACCAUAAACAUUUUCAGAUGUGAACUAGUAACCAGAUCUAGUCGAUCAACCAUGGAGAUAAAAAUCUCUUUUUUACUACAAGGCCUGACUUACUAAAAAUUAGGCAGAAUCCAUAUGCUUGCAAAAGUCCUAACCUCGUGGAAUGCUAUUCUCAUUGUAUAGCCUGUCUUCUGUCCUUAUUAGUAGUCAUUGAACACAGAGCCCAAAGUCACCGAUCUGUUCUCUUUGGGGCAUCCUAUUCAAAACAGAGUCCCAGUCUUUCCCACACUAGGAACAUACCUGUUGAUUGUCAUACGAUGACAAAGCAAUAAGUUCCCCAAUGCUGAAGGCUCAUGAAAGGCAGGCCCAUCUGGGCAACCCUUCCAUCUCUUACUCUUUCAAUGUCUGACUGGAAAGCCACCUUUAGGAGCAGAUCUUGAUGAUGUCUCACCCUAAUGUUAUGAUAGACAUAAAAAAAAUCAUGUAAGGCAAAAUGCCAGAGGCCUUCGCUGUGUCCUGGUAGGGUGUGGGAUAACAAACUCUCUCAUUGGAAGGUAACUGACAGCAGUUCUGUAACAUCUGAGUGUAUUAGAAUCAGGCUUCUUUGGAAGGGUCACGUCAAUGGCCGGCCUAUGCCUCGAAGCAGAAGGGAAAAUACAGACUUAGAAUUUGGUUUGCUUUCCAUAAUUCAAAACUGUAUUCAGCUUUGGGAAACACAGCCUUCGCGAUGGGGGAUAAAGAAAUCCACAUCACGGAUGCAUAAAAGGACUCUCAUAGCCUGCCUCUUUUCAAGGCACAGUGACAAGAUAGCUGCCACUGGGACACGUACAGAAUUUUUGUACCUGAUGUGACACUGGCUUGUUGUAUUAAGGUCAAACUCACACAACUGGAAAAGGUACAGAACUGUGUGAGCCGUCUUUGGAGUACUCAGAGCUUUAGCUGGAGCACGUGAACCUUUUUCAGGUGGGAGUGAGAUGAGAGGAGAGCUACGAACCCAUAUUUCUUCUGUCUUUUCUGUACUUUGGUUUUAGAGGACCAGGGAGAGUAUGGUUUAAAGGAAGUUGAAACUGUGAUCUUCUGCCAUCUCUCCAGUAGCUACCAAGGGUGCUGAGGGUGCCUUCCCAGCUGAGCAAUGCUGGCUGCUUGCCUUUCCAGAGCCAUGCAUCCAUUUCUGAAUAAGAAUAUAUUUAAUCCUGAUAUUCCCUUACAGGACAGACAGACAGUAUCAUUAAAGGAAUAACUCUAAGAUAUAGUAGUUAUCAAAUAAAGCAUAUUUAGCAAUCCUCAAUUUUAAAAAAACUUGGGAACAAUAACCAGCAUUGGGGUUUAUUGAGAGUGGGUUUUUCACUCCUUUUCUACAUCCUUUAAAUGACAGAGACCAAAAUUAAUACUCAGAGUUCGAUUGCAGUCUACCUUAAAAACACACUAUAGACAUGCUUAGAGUUUGUUGAGUUUUGUGAGAGCAUCCCUGAGAAAGUCCAGUAGAGCGGUCCAGUGCCUAGACAUGAGGCAUGGCUGGAAGGUCUCAUUUCCUUCCUAUAUCAGGGAAUAGUUAUAGGUGAUAUGACUCCACUUCAUAGGCAAGUGGGAGGUGAACCUUGCACGCAUUCCACUUAAAAACUGGUCUCCUACAGUAUUCCCAAAUCUGUUUUCCCAGCACGUGGGAUCAGAUAGAGAGCAACAAUGCAGCUUUCCAUUUCAAAAUAUGCAUGCCGAGUUUGCACUCUCUGAGUGUUUCCAGCUUACACAUGUGGGAUGACAUCACAGAAACCACACAAGCAACAAAUUAAACUCUACGGGAAGAAAUACUCCUGACUGGUCUCCAAGGAGACGUUUUUAUGCCUUCUUAACUUUAUUAGGAAUUCUCAGGCUGAAGCUAUGGGUCAUUGUUCUCCAACAAAUCAAUACAACCCAUCAAUGCAUUCCCUAAGAACUUCCAAACCCUGAGCUGUGUUUGAAUGUUCUUAGGGGCCUGUAAUCCCCAUGGUGCUACAAAGAGGCUGGAGAUGGGCCAAUGAGAAGGCCUGAGCAUCCUCCUGCCUCUCAGCAGAUGUUUACUGAGCACUCUGAGCCUGCGCCACCCUGACAACUGGGAGGACAAUGGCUGGGCAGUAGGGCGCCUGCCCUUUCCUCUGAGACUCUUCAUGUUCUAAUUCUCUCAGAUCAGGCCAGCCUAGGGACACUUUGUCUACAGAUCCUCCCCCACUGUUCUCAGAUGGCCUCAGUCAGACACAAAUAACCCAGAUGAAGAGAUACCAACAGUCCCAGAAGCCCCCAGAAGCAAGAGCUGGGUGUUUUGAACAGUAUGCAAAGUGCGUGAUGAUACUGCAGAGGCCAUUUUUUCUCUCUUCCACUCAUAUUAAGAAGCUAGCCCUCCACUCCUAGUUCUGCCACACAACUUGGCAGUGGCUCCAUCACACAAGUACACAGGAAAACAUAGGCACCAAUUUACCUUCCGCUCUUGCCAAUCACAAGUGCCUUAUACUGGCCAGAUCCCAUGCCAAAUCCUCUCUCACCCAAGAAAGCCAAAUCUCUACUUUUGUCACUACUUCAAGCCAAAGUGGUAACUGCUAUAGGGUGUGGCUACCCUUCAAGGUUCACCUAUUAGACAGCACAGUCCAACCUUCUCCAGGGCCAUAGCAUAGAGCAACCCUCCAGCAUACAGCAGCCUUGAAUCUAUCCCACAGCAUAUCAACCACAGCGACCUCCCUCUUAAUGCCUUGCUCUAAUUAGAAGGUGAAGUCGGCCACAGAAAAUCUAGUUAGCACUGACUGCAAAAUGCUGUUGCUGCAACCUGAAUUUCCUACUGGCAUCUCUUGCUUUUAAACUCUGAUGAAGUAAAUGAUCCUCCCAGAUGUGUGAGCCCCAUGCUCAGAACCACUGGGCAUUGGGGACCCUUGCAGGAGACAUUUGUAUAGACAUGAAUGUACCAUUUCUGUGCCUUUUGUGGAGAACAACAUACAAGCAUAUAUACAUACUUACACAUACAUACACACAUUAGGAAAAGUAAUAGUAGUUUAUUAUCAAAACCACUGCAAGUGUUUCUCAUGAGAGAAACUAGGAAGAGAAACGCUGCAUACGAAAUUGUUGGGAUGCUCAAUAAUGCAUAGAGACUGCCAAGAGACCUAACACUCAAGAAUCCUUUUUAGCCCCUGCAAGUUGAGAGCCCUACAACCUGCCUGCCUUUCUAUACCUUCAAAGAGUAUGUUCUGUGAUAUCUGUAAUUCUCCAAAAAAAGUAACAUUUCAGUCAUUAAUUUAGCACAUUUAAAUUGAGACAGUAUCAAGUCAAAUGCUAGUUCAUCUUUCUUGGCCUGAAUAUUGUUACUUCACACAAAUCUCAUGAGGCUCCAAGGAAGGACACUUAGAACUAACAGUCCUCCUAUCUGGGCAACUUGGUAGUGGUUGGGAAGCCAACCAUGCGAAUGUGGCAACAACCAACAUAACUCUAACUGGCCAUAGGCUGCUUAGCUCCUUUCUGAUUAAUGUUACAUCUCAGUUAACCUGCACAGUCAUUCUGCAGGGCUUCAUCCUUUGAUAGUGCUUUGAUAAACUCAUGUUUUCACAUUUGUAUGUUACAUGCUGUUAUUUUUGUAUGCAUUUCUCAUAUGGGGGAUCUACAAGUAAAUACAGCCUACUAGUUCAGUAGAAAAUGUCAUUGUUAAGAAUAUUAUAUCCAAUAAACAGUAAACAGAUAAA
Molecule: messenger RNA, 7652 nt
Organism: Mesocricetus auratus (golden hamster)
Lineage: Eukaryota; Metazoa; Chordata; Mammalia; Rodentia; Cricetidae
Gene: Adam12
Product: ADAM metallopeptidase domain 12
Exons: 23
Coding region: 289-2997 (902 amino acids)
Biological process (GO): proteolysis
Molecular function (GO): metalloendopeptidase activity
Source: RefSeq, a predicted model, not a curated record